This is a messenger RNA of Nymphaea colorata (pocket water lily), 723 nucleotides long. Its product is annotated as inhibitor of trypsin and hageman factor-like. Gene Ontology annotation, molecular function: serine-type endopeptidase inhibitor activity. NCBI's taxonomy places the organism in Eukaryota, Viridiplantae, Streptophyta, Magnoliopsida, Nymphaeales, Nymphaeaceae. The coding region runs from base 213 to 521 and encodes 102 amino acids. Gene Ontology annotation, biological process: response to wounding. The record is from RefSeq and is a predicted model, not a curated record. The transcript has 2 exons.
UUUCUGUGAUCUCUCGAAGAUUCAAGAAUGGGGGCGUACGUACGGUCAAAUUCCGGCAAGGCGGGAGAGCUUACCACCGCCGACGCAGCCCUUGAGCUAUAAAUCUACCAACCCACCUCUCCAAUGCAUGCAUACCCUCUAGUUGAAUCCCCCAACUCCAUUCCUAGGUGUAUAGCCAUAGUUGAAUCAGACCCACACAGAAAGGAAGAGAGAUGGCAACAACAAUUCAAGGGACGGUGAGGCCAUCAUGUGCCCAGUUCAUGGGGGUUGCCCUACUCUUCUUCUUCCUCCUUUCUGCCUCCUCCAUGGCCCAAGACUGCAAAGGGAAGAGCUCAUGGCCGGAACUGGUGGGCAUGCAGGGACAGGUCGCUCCCCCGAUCAUCCAAGCAGAGAAUCCUGAUGUGAAGGAAGUUGACAUUGUGAAAGAAGGAACCUUCGUUAUUACGGACUUCCGCUGCGACCGUGUUCGUGUCUGGAUUAAACCGAAUGGCACCAUUUACGAGGCCCCCACCAUUGGCUAGACAAUUAAUGUCUUUCAUGCAAAGAUUUCUGCUUAUUCCUAAUAAGUUCGCCUGCAUGCAAGGCUUUUAUGUAAUGACAUAUACAUUUGCUGUUCAUAAAUAAAUAAAUAAGCCUCGGUUUCCGGCCCGCUUGCAGAUUGUCAUGUGCAUGUAAAAUUAAUUUCGACUUGCUAUCUAUCAGCCUAGCUUCUUUGUAAUAUUU